GUUCUGUCACCAACUCGCAGCAUUCAUCUCUCUCUCUCUCCUCAUCGCUCUGAACUAACUAUCUCCUCCCUCUCUCUCUCUCUCUCACUCCUCUUCUUCAGCCCGUCGUCGUCAGCAGUGGUGCGCUGACACUUCACCAACAUGGGCGUUCACCUACACCACCACCACCACGAUGACGAGGACACCGAGCACGAACACCACCACUCCAUAGCCUCGUUGCGUUCCAAGUUCGAGAGCCUCGCUCAAGGUCAUCACAGCAUACGCCCGUCUGUGCGACCAAACAGUCCAGGCAAUGGCUCUUCGGCCGCAGCGUCCCCAGUCCCAAGCUCGGCCCCGCCUAGUAGGCCGACAACAUCGGCCUCGUCCUCAACAGGCGUAAGUGCGCCAACAGAUUGAGCACUACGUCAGUUAGCUGAUUACCAGAGCCUUCCUGAUGUUGUGAAGCGAGCACCGCCGUCCUC
Messenger RNA from Cutaneotrichosporon oleaginosum, 461 nucleotides. RefSeq lists its product as uncharacterized. Lineage: Eukaryota; Fungi; Basidiomycota; Tremellomycetes; Trichosporonales; Trichosporonaceae. The record is from RefSeq and is a predicted model, not a curated record.